UCAUCUGAAGUGAAGCUGCGGGAGAGGAGGCAGUGCGUUCAUCCUGCGAGCUCACACACAGGAAACCUUGUGUUAAACCCUCAGCAGCAGCAGCAGGGACUGAGCUGAAAGAAGCGAAUGUGUGUGAUCACUGGAGGAAACUAGGGAUUACAAAGCCUGCAUUUUACAACGCGCUUUCCCGUGCGUAAACAUGACCAAACUCUCCAGUGUGCGUAACUAACGUGAGAAGCCUGUGCUCGCGGUUUGAUUUGGAGAAACAACUGAAGUUUGGAUCAUAUUAUUUUGCGCAGUUUUCUCUGAGGACUGCAGACUGAAGGGAAAAGAAGUUCUGAGACGCACCGUUCUGUCCAGGAGGAUUUUGGAGACUGAGGACAUGAGACUGCUGGCUGUUUGCGCGCUUCUGCUGUUCAAAGUUAGUUUUGGAGAUGCCUGUGCCAGUAACAAGUUUACUGAGUCGGGGCAGUGUUGCAGUCUGUGUCCCGCUGGCUUCGGAGUGGAGGCACAAUGUGAGAAAGAGGAUACCAAGUGCGCACCGUGCCCACCAGGAACAUUUUCCUCAUCCGAAGGCCUCGGCCCCUGCCUUCCUUGCAUCAAGUGUCCAUACAGAGCCCCGAUGAUUUCCUCUUGCUCUGCGGACCAAGACACACAAUGUGAAUGUGGCAACGGCUUGUUCUUUAUGAGAGACCAUGGCCUGUGUGCGCCUUGCUCCAAAUGCACCCGUGGUGAGGGUGCCGUCCGGCAGUGCGGCCUUCAGGGAGACACCGUGUGCCAGAUGUGUGGCCCUGGGACGUUUUCUGAGGAGCGCAUCAGCACCAAGUCCUGCCAGGCCUGUACCCAGUGCUCUGACAGCGAGGUGGAGAUCCGACCUUGUAUGCCCAACUCUGACACACUCUGCAUGGAUAAGAAGCUGCACAUUUUAUCCCGACCUACUGUGACUGAUGGGACCCGGGAAGCUCCUGGCGAUGAGGUGAUAGAGGGCGAGGAGACCAGUCCUGCUCCUGGAACACCCAAAUUUACCCCACAGGAUGAGGCUGGCAGCAACAACAUUCUGGCCUAUGUGUCUGUUCUGGCUGCCGUGGUGCUGGGUCUGCUCAUUUAUGUGGCUUAUAAAUGCUGGAGAUCGUGUAAACAGAAGAAGGCUCUCUCUAAGGCCCGUGCGGCUGAGCUGGGAUCAUCUCCAGAGGGAGAAAAGCUCCAAAGUGACAGCGGGGUUUUUCUGGACUCUCACAGCCUACAGGACAACCAGCUCAGCAAAGCAGGAACAAAGACUGACAGCAAGCAGGACGCUCGACUAUACAUCAACCUUCCCCCCCACAGACAGGAAGAAGUGGAGCGCCUCCUGCAGGAGGGAGGGGGUCGGGGGUGGAGGCAGCUGGGCGCAGCACUGGGCUAUGAGCCAGAACAGCUGGACCUGUUUGGGCGUGGAGAGGCCCCCGCUCACACGCUCCUCUCUAACUGGGCCCAGAAAGAAGGCUCCACUCUGGGACUGCUGUGUUCGGCGCUGGCCCGCAUCGAGAGGCCCGAUGUGGUAACAGGCCUCACCUGUCCCACGCAGGGCGUCUCUGUGGUCUGACCACGUUUCAGCCACAAACGUGGGACAGUCACAGACUCAAGUGAAGAACUCUGGCUGAAAUGACAUGGGAGGCACUCUUUGAUAUUAACACACUGCCACUGACAGUUUCAUCACCUUGUUGGACACUUAUUAUUCUGUUGUUUUGUUACAUAAAACAAAAAAUAGUCUAAGGAUACUUUACCCCAGUUUAUGUCGCCGUUUGAUUUUAAAAGGAUCCAACUGCAUGAGAGGAUCACCUGCAAUGUAUCUGUUACAUCACCAUUUGCGAUUUGAAAAUGGACAUAAAAUACAACCUGUUUCAACUUAAUAAUGUCAGAAACUUUGAAUGAAUCAUGGUCAGGACUUCACAUUGACGUCCAAAUACAAUACAAUGGUCCACAAGUGACAGGAAACAGAAUACAUGAGCUGCACGUUCUUCUUUAUUUUCAAAAACCACUGUUAAUUUGUUAUAUGGUCAUAUUUGUCCCCUACUCCGUCAAAAGACAGACUCCCUCCAUGUUCAAUUGUAAACAAAUACACUCGGCUCGGAUCAUCAUGUUUCUAGUCUGGAAAGCCUUUUAUGAAUCACAACUUCAGCAACCACUUUGGUGUCGCUGUUGAUGUUUCUCCAAAAAAAGAUGGUUUCUUCCUGCAGCAGUGCUUUCCAGUACGAUGUGACUUUCCCUGUUUGGCCUCAUUUCUGCGCUCGAGCUCGCUCGGAAAAAAGAAGAAAACUCCCAAGAAAACAAACAAAGCUUUUAUGUGGCCGAGUGACUUCUCCAGUAGAAAUUGAGGGUUGAAUCAUCCCAACCAACACAACUUUGACACAAUUGUUAUUUUCUUUAUAAGAACACUUUAAAUAUUUGUAGAUAGAAACUUCUCACUCCUUUUUUUUGCUGCAGCCACUAAGAAGCCUUGGUAUUUAUGUACACUGAGGAUAUAUCAUGCACCAGUGAUGUUUCAAAUAUCAACAGACGUGAAAAUGAAGCAUAACAACGAAAACACAUUUCUUAGCUCUUUCUAAUGUUCGUCUAUGAUUGUAAAUGUCCUACGUGUUGAUUUGUUGUGUGAGAUCACAAAUGAACUUUGAAGACGUGAGAAAAGGAAUAAAAAUCGAUCGAUUUUCCUUACAUUGAAAAUACACAGCUCCAUUUCUGUCAACUUUAUUUUUAAAAUUUGACAGAAAAACCCCCCAAAAGAAAGACAAUGUUUACCAUCAAUUCUUGCGUCAAUCACGCUUCUGUAUUUAUUUCAUCACCAUUUCAAGUUUAAAUCCAAAUAAAAUCUUUGAAAAUGA
Molecule: messenger RNA, 2849 nt
Organism: Paralichthys olivaceus (Japanese flounder)
Lineage: Eukaryota; Metazoa; Chordata; Actinopteri; Pleuronectiformes; Paralichthyidae
Gene: nradd
Product: neurotrophin receptor associated death domain
Biological process (GO): Rho protein signal transduction
Cellular component (GO): cell surface; plasma membrane
Molecular function (GO): death receptor activity; nerve growth factor binding; coreceptor activity
Source: RefSeq, a predicted model, not a curated record